GACGCACGCACGGGUGUCGUCGGCACAUGCGCGAGAUGCGCACGGGGGAUUUGGCGCAUGCGCAUAGCGCCGCCCUCCCUUUCUGCUUCUCUCGUUGCAGCCGCCAUGGCGCCUGUGAAGAAGCCUGCAACGAAAGGUGGCAAAAAAAAGAAGCAGGUCCUAAAGUUUACUUUGGACUGCACCCAUCCUGUUGAAGAUGGAAUCAUGGAUGCAGCCAACUUCGAGCAGUUCUUGCAGGAACGAAUCAAAGUGAAUGGAAAAGCUGGUAAUCUGGGUGGAGGUGUGGUGACCAUUGAGAGAAGCAAGAGCAAAAUCACCGUAACUUCAGAGGUGCCGUUUUCCAAGAGGAAUGUAAUUUCUCACAAAGGUGACAAUUCUUGUAAGAAAAAAAUGUUUUUAAAACUGCUUGUCAAAACUUUAAUGGAGGAGACAAUUUGUCUUUUAAGAUAUCUGAAGUACCUUACUAAGAAAUAUCUGAAGAAAAACAACUUGCGUGACUGGCUGCGUGUAGUUGCCAAUAGCAAGGAAAGCUAUGAAUUGCGAUACUUCCAGAUUAACCAGGAUGAAGAGGAGGAGGAAGAGGAGGAUUAAAUGCAUGUGGAUCUGGAAAUAUUUUGUACAUUAAAAUUCCUUCAAUAAACGUGGGGAAAAAAAUGUUAA
This is a messenger RNA of Gopherus flavomarginatus (Mexican gopher tortoise), 660 nucleotides long. It is a transcript of the gene RPL22, whose product is annotated as ribosomal protein L22. Gene Ontology annotation, molecular function: RNA binding; structural constituent of ribosome. The transcript is spliced from 5 exons. Gene Ontology annotation, cellular component: ribosome. Gene Ontology annotation, biological process: cytoplasmic translation. Lineage: Eukaryota; Metazoa; Chordata; Testudines; Testudinidae. The record is from RefSeq and is a predicted model, not a curated record. Bases 58 to 591 code for a protein of 177 amino acids.